AUGAUGAAGUUGUUUGGUAUAUUUGUUCUCGUUUUUUUACUUGAUAAAGGAAAUUUUAUUGAAUGUUUACGAUGCGCAUAUGACUGUCCUUUUGUUGCUUUUCCAUUGAAUGUGUCAAUACCCAUAAAUGUAUGUAAACAUCAAGAACGAGAUAAUGCACAAUGUUCGGUAAUUUUAGUAAUUGAUUUUGAAAGUCAGCUUGUUUCUGGUGUAUUAAAUAUAGAAAAUCGUUAUGCUAUUGCUUCUCUCAAAACUGAAACAAAAUUUAAGUUAAAAUCAAAUUCUGUUAUUUCAACAAUAUGGUACACAUGUACAAUGUCAGAUUUUUGUGAUUUUGAAUUUAUUAAUGAAUUACUAACUAAUAAAUUAGCUCAAAUCAAUGCAACAUCUCUUCAACAAAAAUUAAUUGAUUUUCUUUAUACUCCAAUACCUAGUCAAAUAAAUAUUCAAUGUUCUAAUAGAUUAUGUUCAUGGAAUAGUUUUUGUCAAUCAGAUUUUCGAAAUAUAUUUACACCACAAUAUAAUUAUACGUAUAUUGAUGGAACAUUACCAUGUAUUCAAAUUUCACAAAAUGAUCAAUUUAUAAAAAUUACUCAACAAUAUUUACCUUCGGCUGUUCAAUUAUCAGAAAUGAAUAUGCGAUGCAAUGUUAAACAAUGUAAUACUGACAAUAUUGUAUCAGAAGUUUAUACAUUGAUUCAGAAUGAAUUCACUCUACUACUUAAUUAUUCAAUUUUAAAUCUUAACACAACUUUUACGACAACAACAUCACCAUCUGCUGCUUCAUUAUUAAUACUAUCAAAAUAUUUUUUUAUUUUUUUAUCUAUUAUUAUUUUGUUUGCUUAA
Messenger RNA from Rotaria sordida, 846 nucleotides. Lineage: Eukaryota; Metazoa; Rotifera; Eurotatoria; Philodinida; Philodinidae. The record is from the annotation of a GenBank genome assembly.